AUGCAUCAAAGUCACAGAGGAGGGUCACAAGAACCACUGCCAGGUGCAUUAGUAUUUUUCUUUUAUAUGUUCCCUUCAGAAUGGAAGAUUAUCACAUCACAGCCCAAACCUCCCACAGAAUGGCAGGAGACAAAGUUAAACCAUGGAGAUGACAGUACAUCACAGCCCAAACCUCCUACAGAAUGGCAGGAGACAAAGUUCAACCAUGGAGAUGACAGUACAUCCCAGCCCAACCAAAGAGAUGACAGUACAUCGCAGCCCAACCAAAGAGAUGACAGUACGUCACAGCCCAAACCUCCCACAGAAUGGCAGGAGACAAAGAUCAACCAAAGAGAUGACAGUACAUCACAGCCCAACCAAAGAGAUGACAGUACGUCACAGCCCAAACCUCCCACAGAAUGGCAGGAGACAAAGAUCAACCAAAGAGAUGACAAAUGGCAGGAGGCAAAGUUAAACCAUGGAGAUGACAGUACAUCACAGCCCAAACCUCCUACAGAAUGGCAGGAGACAAAGUUAAACCAUGGAGAUGACAGUACAUCACAGCCCAAACCUCCCACAGAAUGGCAGGAAACAAAGUUAAACCAUGGAGAUGACAGUACAUCACAGCCCAAACCUCCUACAGAAUGGCAGGAGACAAAGUUCAACCAUGGAGAUGACAGUACAUCCCAGCCCAACCAAAGAGAUGACAGUACAUCACAGCCCAACCAAAGAGAUGACAGUACGUCACAGCCCAAACCUCCCACAGAAUGGCAGGAGACAAAGAUCAACCAAAGAGAUGACAGUACAUCACAGCCCAACCAAAGAGAUGACAGUACGUCACAGCCCAAACCUCCCACAGAAUGGCAGGAGACAAAGAUCAACCAAAGAGAUGACAGUACAUCACAGCCCAAACCUCCUACAGAAUGGCAGGAGGCAAAGUUAAACCAUGGAGAUGACAGUACAUCACAGCCCAAACCUCCUACAGAAUGGCAGGAGACAAAGUUAAACCAUGGAGAUGACAGUACAUCACAGCCCAAACCUCCUACAGGAUGGCAGGAGGCAAAGUUCCAACCUAGAACCAUGGGACAAACAGCACUACUUGGCAGCCACCCUAUUUUUCCCUAG
Biomphalaria glabrata is the source of this 1104-nucleotide messenger RNA. RefSeq lists its product as uncharacterized. The transcript is spliced from 2 exons. NCBI's taxonomy places the organism in Eukaryota, Metazoa, Mollusca, Gastropoda, Planorbidae. The coding region runs from base 1 to 1104 and encodes 367 amino acids. The record is from RefSeq and is a predicted model, not a curated record.